AUGGAGGUGGAGCUUACGGACAUUCCUGACGAUCUCGCCGGGGUGUCGCCGGAUGAGAUGAUAGGGAACGACUUGAGCGCCACGGAGGCGGUCGGCGAAGGGGGGGCUGCGGGCGCGGAGCGGACGGAGGACGCACCACAGCAGCAGGGCAACGGGAAGAUACAGCUGCUGCCCGUGGAUCUGAUUGGGAGGAUCCUCUACUACCUUGAGCCGAUGAGCUUCGAACAGGUCACGGAGGAGGGCAAGAAGAGCCCGAGGCUGGCCAUGCACGCACUUCUGUCAUCUAUGAUCGACCCGCGCCUCGCGCUCGCCCUCACAUCACGGCGGAUGUACGGCGAGGUGCUCCGGUCCGUGCGGUCCGACUGCCCGCUCCGCCUCGUGCUAUCAACGCCGGGCCGACUCCCGUGGAUGCGCACCCACACGCUCCGUCGCCCCAUGGCAGAAGUGCGCACCGUUGCUGUGCCCACCACGGCCUUCAGGUGGCCGCUGGACACCCCGGCGCUCCUCCACUCCACCCCAGACUGGGCCAUCGAGCCCGACAGGCCGAGCAUAUGCCUGAUCGUGCCGCCAACGGACCGGGGCAUGGACCUGCUCGCCGAGCAGCUCGCUGGCCCAGCGCGACCCCUGCUACGCCAGGUCGUCUUCAAGGGCAGCGUGCGUCUCGGGGAGGGCCGGAAGGGCAGCAAGAGCUGCGGCGGGUGCGGCGUCUUCUGCGGACACGCGUGGAGCCGGUACACGCGCUUUCUCGGGAUCCUGCUGUGGAAGGACGGGCCGUGCACGUCGCUCAAGCAGUGCGGGCGGUCCCCGAUCUGCUGCGUGUGCUGCGUGGUGGCCAACAUGGCGUGUCCGCUCGUGGUGACGACGUGUCUCGACGUCCUCGCUCACAACGUGACGAGCGCAUUCGCCGGCAGACGCCCGGGACAGCGGGCCAUCGCCGGCCUCGACGGACUCCCGACCUCCAUCGACGAGGCGUCGGAGCUUGAGGCGAUAGGGGGGUACUAUCGUCAGGUGGCCGAGGACUCCUCAAAGGCCUUCUCCUCGAUCAUUGUGUUCGACAUCGCCGCCGCCGCGCCCCCCGCCGCCGCCCCGGCGCAGCGCGCGUCGCAGGAGUCCUCCUCCGCGAUCACCUCGCCCCCCGUCCAGGAGGGCGCGAUGUCGCGGCCCGUUCCCAGGACGCCGGCGAAGCCAGGACUGUCGUUGACGCGGCUGUACCUGGGGUCCGAGGAGAUGGCGAUGGCGCCGCUCGCGAUGGUCCGCGAGGCGAUCGCGGUCGAGCGGAACCAGCUCGGAUCGAUCUUCGCGCAGUUGUCGCAGCUAAAGGCGCUGGAGGAGCUGCGUGUCGUCGCGACGUUCCCGCUGCGCAGGCCGGCGUCGGACGGCGCUCCGCCGGCGCUGGCGAUCGACCUGGACAUCCCCGUCCUGAACCGCUUCACGUGCAUCAUCGUCGCGCGGAUCGUGCCCGGGGAGGGGUUCGGGGGCACCGAGGAGCUCGAGAACGCGUUCGAUGUUUCCUCAAUCGCAAACCUUCCAAAGCUAGAAGAGCUGACGCUAGGUGUUACCGGAGCGACGGAUGCGGGCUACGGCCCCGUGUUCUCGAUGCCACGGCUCCGCAAACUGGGGCUGUGGCUUCGAAAGGAUAGCAUCAAUGCCACGCGCACCUUCCUCGCGCUGCCGGAGCUGCGCCACCUGCGCGUCAACCUCGACGGCGUGCACUGGAUGGAUCCGGGCGAGGCGCCCUCCGCGGGCCUGGUGCGAUGGCUCAUGCACAUUUACGGAGCUGACCCCCCGCGCUCGCUGCCGCCCGUGACGUGGGACUACGCCGCGGUCGACGGGCACAGCAGUGCGAUGAUGCGCGAGCGCAUCGAGAACCUCGAGGUCAUCAACACGUGCGACGUCGUGGACAUCGGGCAGGGGAUGCUGGCGGGGCUGUCCAAUCUGGCGCCGCUCGCGACGCUGGCCUGCAUCAACGCCAGCGUGCGCGUGCUGUCGCAGCUGCCGGCGCUCGGGCCGGGCUUGCGCAGCCUGGAACUCAAGUGGGGCUCGCUGUCGGCGGACACCAGCGUGCUGCAUCACAUCGCGGCGUGUACGUGCCUCGAGUCGCUGUCCGUCACCGCGGGGUCCCCGAAAACCAUCCGGCACAUCAUCGUCGAGGUCCUCCCGCGGAUGACCGUCAAGCGCCUCGAGCUGCUGCGGCUCCAGGCCAUCGUCGUGAUGGUCCGGUCCUCGCCAGUCGCUCUGCGGGGAUCCGAGCUCGCGCCGCUCCUCGAGUGGCCGUGCUUGUCGCGCGUGCAGCUGCCGGAGGUCGUGGACGUCGGCGGCCUCGCGCCGGUUCUGAACGAACUCAGCGAGAAGCUCGACGUCCUAGACACGAAGCUCGUCAGCGCAGUCACGGCCUCGCCGUCAAUCUGGAACCAAUAG
Molecule: messenger RNA, 2418 nt
Organism: Pedinophyceae sp. YPF-701
Lineage: Eukaryota; Viridiplantae; Chlorophyta; Pedinophyceae
Source: the annotation of a GenBank genome assembly